This is a messenger RNA of Chaetomium strumarium, 2849 nucleotides long. RefSeq lists its product as uncharacterized. The coding region runs from base 251 to 2779 and encodes 842 amino acids. NCBI's taxonomy places the organism in Eukaryota, Fungi, Ascomycota, Sordariomycetes, Sordariales, Chaetomiaceae. The transcript has 2 exons. The record is from RefSeq and is a predicted model, not a curated record.
CCGUAAGACGGCUGAGACUUUGAUGGCUGGCAUGCAGGAGCAGACCCAGCAGGAAACGGGCCCUGAUAACUCCAACAACGACCAAGACCUCCAGACCAGCUUCGGCGAUGUUCAAGAUUCCCAGUUCUAGGACAACUCGGAGAACUUCGAGCACCAGUUCCAUGAUGCCUUCGGAUCGCAGGUUGAUCUCGACUCGCAAUACAAUGAGCCUCUGGACUUUGAAACCCUGUUUGCGCAGCAGGAGGCAGAGAUGCAGGCCGCCAGUCAGAAUGGUGUCGACCUCACCAAUCAGCCGGAUUUCAAUAUCAACGCUUUGCUGCUGCAGGCAGAGUCCCAGGCCGCCAACCAAAAUGAUGGCGAUAUCAACACUCUGACCCAGCAGACUGAGUCCCAGCCUGCCAACCAGAAUGGCUUCUCCCUCCCCAAUCCCCCCAAUCCGGCGCAGCAGACGACAGCCCAAGCCACGAACCGGCAGGAUGUCGACAUCAACACUUUGCUACAGCAGAUGGAACCACAGGUCGGUAAUCAGGAUUACAUCGAUCUCACCGCUUCAGAGCAGCCGGGUACCGUUUCUGCUGAGCAAAUCCCCUUCCCUCAGCUACCGUCGUUCGAGGAUCAGAUCGAUCAGCUGCUCAAUGCUAGAGCCCAGGAGUUCUUCGCGGCCAAUGUCCGUGUCCAAGCAGAGCUUCUGUCGCUCCAUGAGACUAUGUCAGCAAACGUCGACUCGGCCGAUCCUAGCCAGGUUGAGCCUCCCACAGGUAGGAAGAAAGCCCAGCCGCGCAAGAGAAAAACGGCCGCCAAGUCCAAGUCCAGCAAUGGCACCGCUCCCCAGAGAAUUCAGUUGCAGAUGCCGGACCAGGCUCAGCGACAAGUCGCCACUCCGCAGGACAUGAUGACUCAGAUGCCUGUUGCUUCCUUCGGUCUCGAUCAAGUCAUGGCGUCGGAUCCCUUCGUUUCGACUAGCCCGCAGCAGGGUAUUUCCAACAAUGGCCAGGGCAUGUUCAACACCUGCCUGCCUGGUGCUGCGCAGAUGUCUUCUGAGCUUGUCCACGCCCCGGUGCAGCAGACAGCGCAGCAGCUUUCCAACUACUCCGCAUUCAUGGACUCGGCAUCCAACACGCCGCCCCAGGGUUCUCUGUCUGCUCCGAUGUCUUCUUCGGCCCAGGGCUCGGGUCGGCUCACUGCGUCCCCGUCGUCGGACAACAAGCGCAAGGCGUCUGCGGCUCAUACCAUGGAGAGUCCGACCAAGCGUCGUCAGAGCGUGAAUCAACAAGGCGCAGUUGUCGCGGUUGCGCAGUCGUCCCCGCUUCCUCUGCCUGUUGGGCCCCAGAACAGCCAGAUCACUCCCCCUCAGCGCAUCCAGAUGUCUGCUCCCGAUCUCAAUACGCCCCCUUCAAGCCUGGGUACGCCUGCUCAGAACUUCCAGACGCCGGUUGACGUCGCUGUCCACUUCGGCAUCUCGCCACCCAGCGGUGAUACCAUGUCCCUCGGCACUGCACCAUUCAGCACUGCAGCCAAGGCUGGUAUCACAGCGGCCAUCAAAUGCCUUGUCAAUGAGGUCAAGAGACGCGGCACCGCCCUCGGUCAAAUGCUGGCCGACGGCUUCCAGACCAAUCUCGCUGCCCCGGAGAUGAGUGCCCGCAUCAAACAGCUGACGAAGAGUUGCAUGGCCGACGCGACCGCGACCAACCCAGAGGACGAGAACCAUGCCUUCAACUGCGGAGCGUGGAAGGCCCUCCACCAGAUCAUGCAAGAGAUGGAGCAACAUGGUACUGCCCUCGGCAAGGCACUGCUUGUUGGUCCCUUGAGCGGUACCGUGUUGGUGGCGGUUAAGCAGAAGAUGGGCGAUCUCUUCAAGGAGGUCGCGGAGUUGUACACAUCACCUCCUCGGUUCGGCACCAGCUCUGCUCAGUUGGCUCAGCCGGCUCAGGUCCAGCUGACUCCGACCCUCGCGGCUCAUGCCACUACCCAUCUCUCCCAGCAGACCAACGCUGCCAACAUGGCAAUUCAGACAGGCAGCCCCUAUGUUCCGGGCUACCCUCUUCUGUCGGCCACUACCGCCUCGGGCCACGCGGGUGUACAGCAGCAGAGCGGCCAUGCUUCCCCUGUGACUACCACGCAGGCCCACCCUCGGAUGCCGUCGUCGAACAACAACUCGUCUCCCAUGGAAGGCCAUCCCGCUUCGGUUCCGGCGAUGAACGGAUCCGCUGAGCCGUCCUACCAGGAGCUCAAGCAGCAGCUCCAGCAUAUCCAGCAGCAGCGCGACCAACAGCUCCAGCAGAUGAUGCAGAUGAUGCAGCAGCAACUGCAGCAGCAGCAGACCAAGAAGACGUCGACCCCGCGUAAGCCCCGCGCCCGCAAGUCCUCCGUUGCCGUUUCCACCCCGGUUACCAAUAGUGCCGCUCGCAACACCCCGAGCCCGGUCCAGGGUUCCGUCGCCGACUCUCCCGGUCACUCGGCCCCGGCUUCGAACCACAGCAACAACGGUCAGUCAGCUCCCGGCCAGUACGUCCCGAGAAUCGCCUAUCACUUCUCCGACGGCACCUUCUACAUGCAGGUUGGCGCGAACAACAACGGCACCGGCGAGGCAAGCUAUCGGAGGAUCGGCGCCGGCACAGUGGCCGCACAGACGGCGCUGCGCCAGUUCCUCGGCAAUGCACAGGCAAGGGGAGUCCUCAUGGUCCCGCCCAGCUUUGUCCUCAAGCUGUGGCUGACGACGGAGCAGAACUUGGAGAAUCUUCGUCGGGUUCUGAUGGGCGAGGGUGAGCUUUUCUUCUGAGAGAGCGGCGCGUGACCAUUAGGUACAUAUCCCGUAUGAGGGUGAUGAGAGAAGGUUGUUCUGCCGUGGA